AUGCCGACCAUAAAAUGGGCAAAGCGCACGGUGGAACAGAGGGAUGUGCCGGGAAUCGAUUGCGCUUACUUGGCCAUGGAUACUGAAGAGGGCGUUGAAGUCGUCUGGAACGAGGUCCAGUUUUCGGAAAGAAAAAAUUUCAAGAACCAAGAGGAAAAAAUUCAACUAAUUUUCGAAAAUCUCACCCAGCUCGAGCAUCCGAACAUUGUCAAAUUUCAUAGAUAUUGGACUGAUACGCAUAACGAUAAACCACGGGUCAUAUUCAUCACAGAAUACAUGUCGUCAGGUUCGUUGAAGCAAUUCCUCAAGAGGACCAAACGAAACGUGAAGAGACUGCCACUGCAAGCUUGGAGGAGAUGGUGUACUCAAAUCCUCUCAGCCCUGAGUUACUUGCAUUCCUGUUCUCCACCAAUCAUCCACGGCAAUCUGACCUGCGAUACCAUUUUUAUACAGCACAAUGGGCUCGUCAAGAUCGGAUCAGUGGCUCCCGAUUCGAUAAACCAUCAUGUUAAAACGUGCCAGGACGGUUUCAAAAAUAUGCAUUUCAUUGCGCCCGAACAUCUCACUCAUGCGGGCCCCCCAAUCGACAUCUACUCCUUUGGGAUGUGCGCCUUGGAAAUGGCUGCCCUAGAGAUAGUCGGCAACGGAGAUUCCGGCAACAAGGUUACCGAAGAGAACGUCAGCAAGACCAUCGACUCACUGGAGGAUGAGACGCAGAAAGAUUUCAUCAGGAAGUGCCUGUCGGAGAACCCAGACGAGAGGCCUACUGCGAAGGAGCUGCUCUUCCACCCUCUGCUGUUUGAAGUGCACAGUCUGAAAUUAUUGGCUGCUCAUUGUUUAGUUAAGAAGACUGGUAGGUACCUCUGCCAAACUGAACAGAAUUAAAAAUGAUAUAAAAAUAUUUGUUAUCCUACGAAAAGUUUUAAUAUCUUACAAAAAGUAUUCUCACCUGUAGAAAAU
This is a messenger RNA of Leptinotarsa decemlineata (Colorado potato beetle), 960 nucleotides long. It is a transcript of the gene Madm, whose product is annotated as MLF1-adaptor molecule. Gene Ontology annotation, biological process: protein phosphorylation. Lineage: Eukaryota; Metazoa; Arthropoda; Insecta; Coleoptera; Chrysomelidae. The record is from RefSeq and is a predicted model, not a curated record. Gene Ontology annotation, molecular function: ATP binding; protein kinase activity.